Monoraphidium neglectum is the source of this 759-nucleotide messenger RNA. RefSeq lists its product as hypothetical. The transcript is spliced from 6 exons. Gene Ontology annotation, cellular component: membrane. Lineage: Eukaryota; Viridiplantae; Chlorophyta; Chlorophyceae; Sphaeropleales; Selenastraceae. Gene Ontology annotation, molecular function: glutamate-gated receptor activity. Bases 1 to 759 code for a protein of 252 amino acids. The record is from RefSeq and is a predicted model, not a curated record.
AUGCUGAUAGAGCUGCUGCCGCGGAUGCUGGAGGCCGCGCGGAUCAACCGCCCCUACCAGCUGUACCAGCUCCCCUCGGGCGGCGGCGGCUCCCUCCUCGCCAAUGGCAGCUGGAGCGGCGUCAUGGGCGAGCUCACCGCGCGGCGCGCUGACCUGGCGAUGUUCCCGCUGACGCUCACCAGCGCGCGCAGCCAGGCCAUCAGCGCGACCGUGCCGUUCCUCGACUCGGGUUACGCCAUGUUGGUCAAGAUCACACAGCAGGACAACGCCUACUCGUUCCUGCUGCCCUUCCAGAGGGACACCUGGCUGCUGAUCCUGGCGGCCCUCGCGGCGGUCAUUCUGACGGCCACACUGCUGCACUCCUGGACGCGCCGCGCGCGCCACGCCGCGCUGGAGCGGCAGUAUGGCCUCGGGCGCGAGGCGCCGCGGCGGCGGCGCCACGAGCGCGUUAUGCAGCACGGCAUAGAGACGACCGUCAUCACGCUCUCGGCUUACACCGCGAACCUGACCGCCAACCUGACCGUGUCGCGCCUGGGCGUCUCCAUCCAGACGCUCGCCGACCUGAAGCGCUCCGGCAACAUGUUCGGGGUGCCCUUCGACUCGUCGGUCAGCAAGUACUUCCGCGCCUCGAACGACGGCGUGGCCAACAGUCUGCAGGCGUCCAUGGUGGAGUACCGCGACCAGGCGGCUGCAGUGCGGGACGUGCGCUCGGGCGCCAUCGCUGCUUACGUCACCGACUUCCCUGGUGGGGCGCCGUGA